GUCAACAAAACAAGCGUGUCGAAGCUGUCGCAGUCGGUCGCAGUUUUGUAGCUCUUCUAAAACAGCCACGUUAAUGACAAAAUGCCUGUUUGCUGGCUCAUCAGCCAAGAGGGACAUCAUAAACCCAUUCAGCUGCCUCACUUACAGACAGUUGUCUUGGGUCGAGGUCCAGAAACCACCAUUAAAGACAAAAAAUGCUCUCGGCAGCAAGUUGAAUUAAAAGCUGAAUGCAACAAAGGAUACAUCAAGGUUAAACAGCUUGGCUUGAACCCUACCUCCGUAGAUUCUGUGGUUAUAGGAAAAGGCAAUGAAGUCAAAAUGAAGCCUGGACAGCAACUUCACAUUGUCAAUCAGCUUUACCCAUACACUGUACAGUUCAAAGAAGAUACCACUGGUGACCAUGGAGGCAUCAAAAGACCACGAGAGCUUGGUUCAUAUGACAGAGACGGUCAUAGAGAUGCUCCAAGUGUGAAAGCAGCCAAACGCGUAGAAAAGGUUUCUGUGCCAGACAACAACCCCGGAGAAGCCCCAAAAAGCAGUGAAAUUGUUGGACAUUGGAGCCAAGGCCUGAAAGCAUCGAUGCAAGACCCAAAGAUGCAGGUGUACAAGGAUGACAGAGUAGUGGUCAUCAAAGAUAAAUACCCCAAGGCUCGGUACCACUGGCUAGUCCUCCCUUGGCAGUCCAUUUCCAGUCUAAAGACCUUGCGUGAGGAACACUGUGAUCUGGUGAAGCACAUGCAGAAAGUUGCAGACCAGAUGGUUCUGAAAUGCCCAGUCUCUAACUCUUUGCGCUUCCGCAUAGGAUACCAUGCCAUACCCAGUAUGAGUCAUGUACACCUCCAUGUAAUCAGCCAAGACUUUGACUCUCCUUGUUUAAAGAACAAAAAGCAUUGGAACUCAUUCACAACAGAAUAUUUCAUCGACUCAAAAGAUGUCAUUCAGAUGCUAGAAAAAGAUGGAAGAGUCACUGUGAAAGAAGGGGCCAGUGAGCUGCUGAAACUACCUCUUCGCUGUCACAUUUGUCACAAAGAGCUUCCCACUAUACCAUCACUAAAAGAACAUCUAAAGUCUCACUUUUCGUAGCUAAGAAAGUGAACUUGAAUCAGAUUCUCUUUGGAUGUCUUUGGUUUGACGCUUUAUGGCAGUGUUUUUGCCAUGUAAAACAACAUUUUUUUUGUUUAGAAAGAUGCAGUUAUGUGAUAGAAACACAUCCAGAGGUUAAUUUUCAACCAGGGGUUUGUCAUGUUUCCAAGGACAGUCUCUGAGGAAAUCCUUUAAUGUUAGAUGCUAUCUGUUUGUUUGUUUUUGUUACAAAUGUCACAACACAGUAGGAACGUUCUGAUACUACUUUAUUGUUCCAAGUUCCAUGAUUAGAUGUUGUAUUAAAUAUUUUGGAGUGA
Molecule: messenger RNA, 1400 nt
Organism: Sphaeramia orbicularis (orbiculate cardinalfish)
Lineage: Eukaryota; Metazoa; Chordata; Actinopteri; Kurtiformes; Apogonidae
Gene: aptx
Product: aprataxin
Exons: 7
Coding region: 82-1083 (333 amino acids)
Biological process (GO): single strand break repair
Cellular component (GO): nucleus
Molecular function (GO): single-strand break-containing DNA binding; double-stranded RNA binding; DNA 5'-adenosine monophosphate hydrolase activity
Source: RefSeq, a predicted model, not a curated record